Nezara viridula (southern green stink bug) is the source of this 1598-nucleotide messenger RNA. Lineage: Eukaryota; Metazoa; Arthropoda; Insecta; Hemiptera; Pentatomidae. The record is from the annotation of a GenBank genome assembly.
GUACACCAUGUGUUGAUAACGAAGAGGUUAUGUUUGAAAAACUUGCAAUUGCAUCAACUUGUAUCAACUUAUCAACAAAAUAAGUCCAAUUGGAACUUGUUCUAAACAGUGCAUAGGCCAUGAAGGUCAAACUAUGGAUUGAGACAUCGCCUCCAAAGCACAAGAUGGGACAGUGGAUAUCUACAGUUGUGGUAUCUUGCUGUUUCUUCACAUCUGGAAUGGCGAUUGCAUGGACAUCUCCAGCAUUCUUGAAAAUCAAACAAAAUAAAGUGGAUAUCACUUUGGACCAAUACCAGAUGUCGCUGAUAGCAGCGAUACCAUUCGCAGGCAGGUUCUUCUCUCCUCUUCCGAUGAGUUACGUGAUGGAUUUCACCGGAAGGAAAUCGGCUCUGAUUUUCGGAAGAAUCCUGAAUAUGGCGCACUGGAUCAUGAUCUACUUCUCUCACAAUAUCUAUGUUCUCUAUUCGGCGAGGCUCAUCAACGGAUGGUAUUCGGGGAUGGCCCUUUUCACCAUUCCGGUCUACAUCGGAGAGACCACUCACAAGACUAUCAGGGGGCGGGCUCAAGGAGUCAUGAACAUUCAAUUUUUACUAGGCGUCGUGUUCGAGAGUGCCGUAGGAGCGGUUCUCUCCUAUGACGAUCUCAUCCUUUAUUCGGGAAGUCUGGAUUUGUUCUUUUUCGUAUUCAUGUUUAUGAUACCUGAAUCUCCAUAUUAUUACAUGAUGCAUGGCCAUUACGACGAUGCUACUUCAAGCCUUCAAUGGUUACGUGGUAGGGGAGAGGACAUUUCGAAGGAAUACAGGAAAAUCGACAAGAAUAUGAAGCUGCAGUUAGAGAAAGAGAGUAAUAUCGUCGACAUCUUCAAGACCAGGCCAACGCGAAAAGCCAUUAUUAUCGUGAUAUCGCUGAUGAUAAUACAGCGGAUGUCAGGCAUGACAGCUAUCGUCUCUUACGGCAGCUUCAUCAUCCCAGAGACUUCUUGGCUGUCGAGCGAAAAAGGCCCGGUAGUGCUCAACUGUACCUACCUCGUGGUAUGUGCGAUAUGCGGAUACUUCGUCGACCACUGGGGUCGCAAAAACUUUCUUAUCCUCUCCAGUUCAGGCACCACUGUCUUCAUGCUCGGCUGCUUGGUCUGGUUCUACCUGGAUUAUAGUAAGUCCUACGACCUUUCUGGAACUGAAUGGGUGGUCAUCAGCUGCCUGAUCCUUCAAGCAGCGUUCUACUCCACAGGGUACUUCUACAUCCCCUCGCUUGUCAUGUCUGAACUGUUCCCUAUGAGAGUGAAGGCUAAAGCGAACGCUAUCGGUGCUAUGGUAGCAGUUCUCUUCUCCAUAUUAGUCGUUUAUACCUUCCUUCCUCUUUCAAACGCUUAUGGAAUGUACACAAAUUUUAUUAUAUACACUAUCUCGAAUUUUAUAGGAGCAAUUUACAGUACAACGAUCAUAGAAACAAAAGGAAAAAGUUUAGAAAAUAUUCAGGCAAUGCUAGAAGGAAGAAGUUAUACCUCAGAGAGCACAAUUGUAUUUCAUGGAGAUGAUGAUGAUGAUUAAGAUGUCUAGUUUAACAUAUUAAUGUAUUUUUAUAUUACAAUAUAAAUG